CAAAUCCUUCAGAACAUCUGGAUCUUUAAAAAUUAAUCAAAGACUUCAAACUGGAGAGAAACCAUACAGCUGUGACCAAUGUGAGAAAACAUUUUUGCGCUGCAGUGCCCUCAAAGCCCAUCAACGCAUUCACACUGAAGGGGAACUGUCCAGUUUUUUCCAAAGUGGGAAGGAUUUCACAGAGUCAGGGACCUCAAAAAAACAAGACAUUGACACAGCAGAGAAACUGUUUAGCUGUGAUCAAUGUGAGAAAGCUUUCACCACUCUACGUAGCUUAAAAAGUCACCAGCGUGUUCACACUGCAGAGAAGUCGCACUGCUGUGACCAAUGUGGGAAAACUUUUUCGCAACGCAUGUCCCUUGAAACUCACCAAAGAAUUCACACAGGAGAGAAACCGUACAGCUGUGAUCAAUGUGGCAAAGCUUUCUCUCUUUCAUAUUACUUGAAAGCCCAUCAACUCAUUCAUACAGGAGAGAAACCGUACAGCUGUGAUCAAUGUGGCAAAGCUUUCAAAUGGUUAAGUAACCUGAAAACACAUCAACGCAGUCACACAGAAGAGAAACCGUACAGCUGUGAUCAAUGUGGCAAAGCUUUCACACAGUCACAUAACUUGAAAGCCCAUCAAUGCAGUCACACAGGAGAGAUACCAUACAGCUGUGAUAAGUGUGGCAAAGCUUUCACACAGUUCAGUAACUUGAAAUCUCAUCAAUGUAGUCACACAGAAGAGAAGCCAUACGUGUGCGACAAUUGUGGGAAAAAGUUUUCCCAAACCAGAGUCUUAAUAACUCAUAAACUUAUUCACACAGGAGUGAAACGAUACAGAUGUGAUCAAUGUGGCAAAGGCUUUGCACGGUCAGGGGUCUUAAAAAACCACCAACGUAUUCACACAGGAGAGAAACCGUACUGCUGUGAUGAAUGUGGCAAAGCCUUUGCACUGUCAGGAGCCUUAAAAAGCCACCAACGUAUUCACACAGGAGAGAAACCGUACUGGUGUGACCAAUGUGGCAAAGCCUUUGCACUGUCAGGAGCCUUAAAAAGCCACCAAUGUAUUCACACAGGAGAGAAACCGUACUGGUGUGACCAAUGUGGAAGAUUAUUUGCCCGGUGCAGUCAAUUGAGAACCCACCAAUGCCGGCAUGCAGGAGAGAACCCGUACAGCUGUGACUAGUGUGAGAAAGCUUUUAUUGAACGGUAUGACCUAAAAAUCCACCAACAUGUUCACACCAGAGAGAACCCGUCCUGAUGUGACCAAUGUUGGUAGUGACAUUAAAGCCCACAAAUGUGUUUACCCUGCAUUGUUUUGGACAUUUUCAGGGCCAGGCAAACAUCUUCCUACUGCUGACUAACAGUGAGUCUGUUGAGUCACUGUUAGUCUGGCCCCUCCCCUUGGACCACUUUGCCUCUCAAGACCUGACCAGGAGCAAUGGCUGGGACACCACAGCUCCCAGUAUUAUAGGGACAUGAAAACCCCUCCACAAUGUUCAGGUUUCCAUCUCAGACUGUUUGCUCCUGUUGAUGACAUCAGGACACCAAAGUCUUCUGAGCUCUGAGCAUCAUCAACAACUUAAAUACCAGAUUAAUAUGAUGUAUGUUAUCAUGUGUAACAUAUUUGAUGUCUUAUCCAGUGUCUUGCAUGUGUCCUGUGUUUGUCCACAUGUAGAAGACAGCUGAGUUUUUCUUCCUGAGCUCCACCUGUAUAAAGACGGAGGCUUAGCAGGGUGGAGCUCUUCUUCUUUUUGACUCUUGUUGGAGGUACAGAGACAGAAGUUGAGUUGAAGCCUGUUUGUUUUUGUGUGGAGGAUUGUAAUGUCCAUAUCAUCAGAUGAGUUCAGCCUUUAAUAAAAAUAGUUUGUAGACUCUGCAGUGGGAUUAAAGUUCCUGGUGUUGGUCUUUGCUCCUGUCACAGUCUCACUACUAAAGCUCAGACGCUCCUCAGGAUCAGCUCCACAUUUUUACUCUCACUCUGUGAUGGUGAGUUGAGUUGGAGUUGUUAUUAAAGUGAUGCUGCCUCAUUAAACCAGGCGAGGUCCUUGAACACAGUCUCCAUCAGACUCUGUGAUAAUCUGCAGCACAUCCAUGCUAUAGUUUAUUCAGCCGUCAGCAGAAAGAAGAAAGAAGUGAUACGACCACACUGGUUAUCUCCACUCAGUCUCAUGGUUCUGAAGCUUCAGGCUCUAACUUCAUGUUUCGGUGUGUAUGUAGAAAACUGAGUAACAACGUAGGAAAGGAUGACUCGCACACAGAACAAACACAGAUUUAGACUGAAGUCUGGAUUUUUAGAAAUCUCAGUUGCAGGGCUGCAUAGACUGUGAAGACAUGUAAAUGUUUCAGACCAAGUUGGACUUUAAAGAUUCUGCACUGAGGAAAGUCCAACAACAACAGCAAACAGGAAGCUGCUGCUGACAUUGGGUGAAAGUGAAACCAAGAAGACGCUGCUGGGUCUGCAGACAAAACAAUAGCAGCAGAGAAGCAAAGAAUACAUGCACUAGAUGUGUUCAGGACAACAGAAUGUUGUUUGCACAGACAGUUUGACUCUUGAAAUACAAAUCGGUAUGAUGAAGACUGGAGAAACUUUCCUUUUUUUGUAUCGAUCCUGUUGAUGCUAGGAUCAAUCUCCAAAAUUAAAAUGUAGUAUGGAGAGAAUCAAUAUUUUUGGGAUCGAUCCGCCCACUCCUACUGGCAACUGUUUUAAAUUAUGGAGAAAAAACGGCAAACUUAUUUCAGCCGUAACACGGUGAUCCGACAUGUCUGAUGUUUCUGCUGUGAUUAUUUUAUGUUCUUUGUUGCUCUUAUCUUUGAUAAACUUAAUCUACAGACACAGAAGUUGAACACUGGACUGUUGUGGACGGGGCCGCAGCAAAACAGAUUUUGGCCACCUGAAAAACUCUAUCAGUGUAAGUGUAUGCUAUGUUUGUAUAUUUGCUCAGCUGUACCUCACACACUCACUAAAUGAGGCAGCAACUCUGUGCUCUGCUACAUAAAAUGAGUCUGGUGACUUUGAUUUAACAGCUUCAGAUAUCCAUCGGAAAAGACUGUCUGACUGCAAGGUAAAGAUUCAAGAUUAAAGGUAAACUGUAUCGUUCCACAAAGUAGGAAAUUUAUCUUGGGCUCUUCACACAUGCUGCAGCCAUAAAAAUACAAGAUAAACUAAGCACAAAAAGUAAAGCAGUAAAUUUUGGAAACCGUUGAAAAGCCUGUUUAUUUCCCUUUUAAAUGGUGCCACUUUUGUAAGGA
Epinephelus lanceolatus (giant grouper) is the source of this 3234-nucleotide messenger RNA. Lineage: Eukaryota; Metazoa; Chordata; Actinopteri; Perciformes; Serranidae. The record is from RefSeq and is a predicted model, not a curated record.